GAAGAAGGACUAGUCGCCUGCGAGAAAGUUACCGAUAAAAGGGGAAAGCUUAUUAAGCUAAUCCUUUGUAAACGCCUCACGCCUAAAUCCCACUAAGUAAUCUAGUUAAGGACGAGUGCUAGUUAAUAGGACAGAGUUGUUCCAGCCUUCGUUCACGCUUUCAGCAAGAACGUCUAGGGCCCAAUCCCCAAACGUUGCUAGGCUCUCCGCCGAAGGAACAAUUAGUUAAGCGAUGUCUUAAAUAACCCUUACCUUGUUCUUUUUUUGCAAAUUUUAACAUGCUUAAUUAAAUAUGUCGUCCCGAAACAGCAUAUCUUUUAGAAAAGCCUGCUCUUUCUUAAGCAAGGUCCUGCAGAGUCAAUGGCUGUCGGGUUUGCAUCCCAGCUUGGCCAAUAUCAUGGUCUCCGCACUUUGCCGCCAGGCUGCGAUUGCUCAGCGGGACGGGCUAGCGCAAAGCCCUUGCAGUGCAUGAAACUUCGCUCUCCCUUACCAUCACCAUUCUGGAUACCUCGAAAAAAAUCUGGACCGCAGGGUUGCAACACGUCUGACCCCCAGGAGACAGCGGGCACCAGUUUUAAUCCGGUAACAAAGCACCCAUACAUCUUGCGCUCACCACCCCUUAUGGGUCCGCAUGAAUUUGGCCUUGGCGAUGCUCAUUCAAUAAUGCUGAGGGAAAUAAAAACGGAACUUGACACCAUUUCCCCAAAGGGAAGAUUUGGAGAACGAGCGACGAGACGAGCGGCGCAGCCGGAACGGCGGGGGUGGCAGAGCAAGACUGGGUCGGGGAUUCGGCAGGGAAACCGUGGAGAGGAUUUGGAAAAGGGAAGGAGGGAAAUAGGAAAAAGAGGAAAGAUGGCACGUCAAAAGCAGCGGGCGCUUAGUCAUGCAGCUAUACCCGAACCGGAAGGCCGCCUAAACCCGAGGGGGAAUUCCCAUAUUCGCCCCGCGCUAUGGUUCCUUUUCUCCUCCCGUGCCCCACGACGUGCAUCCCACGCUUCAUGCAAGUAUGCACAGAACGCAAAUGCAUCGGCGCUCCCGUCCCUUCAACAACGAAAUACUCACCUCGAUGCGAUCGCCGCCAUAUGCCGAUGUUUUGAUGGCUUCUCAGGCAGCGCAACUAUGAUAGCCUUACUAGCUGGCAGUAGACGUCUGGCCAAGUUCAAACCUCGUAUCAACGCUCGCAAUGCAGACAUCUGCAGUAGACAGCCAGCGAAAACCCAUCUCAUCAUAUCCAUGAACCAAAAGGCCGCUUCUAGCCAGCCAUGUAGCAACAAGUGUAUACAGAAGAGGAAAUCUGGAAGCACGGACGAUAUGUCCAAUUCACGCAGCAUGUACAUCUACUUGCAUCCCCAAGUGUCGUGGAAAAAAGUACUUGCCUAA
Molecule: messenger RNA, 1380 nt
Organism: Lindgomyces ingoldianus
Lineage: Eukaryota; Fungi; Ascomycota; Dothideomycetes; Pleosporales; Lindgomycetaceae
Exons: 13
Coding region: 361-1380 (339 amino acids)
Source: RefSeq, a predicted model, not a curated record